Molecule: messenger RNA, 1071 nt
Organism: Saxophila tyrrhenica
Lineage: Eukaryota; Fungi; Ascomycota; Dothideomycetes; Mycosphaerellales; Extremaceae
Exons: 2
Coding region: 1-1071 (356 amino acids)
Molecular function (GO): 2-oxoglutarate-dependent dioxygenase activity
Source: RefSeq, a predicted model, not a curated record
AUGGGCUCCGCAGGAGUAGCAACAAGUCAUCAUCUCUACCCUCCUUUCCCCUCAGACAUCAUCACCGCACCACUUGUUUCCAUCUCCCUCUCCAAGCUCGAAUCGGGCGAUGAAGCAGAAUCUCAAGCCUUCUACGAUGCUUCAAAGAAGUUAGGCUUUUUCUAUCUGAAGCUGGAAGGCUCAUCGCUCGGAGAGAGUAUGGUCAACGGCGCCGAGGAGUUGCACAAGAUCCAGCAGGAGUUUUUCAAGCAGCCGAACUCUGAAAAGGAAGAGUUUGCAAGGGAGAAGAUUGAUCCAUUCUUUGGCUACCGCAAAGCUGAGCUGAAGAUUAAGGAUGAGAAUGGCCUUGUGAAGAGGAAUGAGACGUACAAUAUGCGCAAAGACGACUUCAUAGGUAAUGCAGACCCACUCCCGUGCCAUCCUCUGGUCACGAAGAACUGGAAUGUCCUCAAACAAUACGUCGUCGACUGUCGGGCGGCCAUUGAUUUGAUGAUCGGCCAUCUGGAGACUCAUCUACAGCUUCCAAAGAACGCUCUAGCCGAACUUCACCGUAUCACAGCUCGCUCGGGCGAUCAUGUCCGAUUCAACCAAGCAGCGAUUCAGCCUUGGUCAGAUGAACAAGCGCGCCAGGGCGAGCACACCGACUUCGGCACUUUGACGAUCCUGAUGAAUUGGCUGGGUGGCCUCCAAAUCAGACACCCAGAGACACAAGAGUGGGUUUACGUCAAACCCAUCCCUGGAUCUGCAAUCGUCAAUCUUGGAGAUGCGCUCGUCAAGUUUACAGCCGGCAUCUUACGGUCCAACAUCCAUCGUGUCGUCCCACCUGCUCCGCCUCAAGACGGCCUUACACGCAACAGCUUGGUGUACUUCUCGAGGCCGGAGGAUGCGGUUGUGCUUCGCAGGCUGAAAGGCGGUUUGAUCAACCAACAACCGCAGACUGAGAAGGAUCAAGAGCCUGAGAUGACGGCUCAAGAGUGGACGUUGAGGAGGAGUGUUGGUGACUUGAAGGGCGUUUAUACGCACAAGGGCGGCUUGGAGUUGAGGGAGAGGCAGAUGGUGGAUGUCAAGUGA